UCAUUAAAAAUGGCACAGUUAAAGACAUUGUUGCUGGUACUGUUCGUUCUUUUGACAGUAGUUCAAGUUGCAUUCGGAGAAUGCAGUAACAACCUGACCGAUACUAAGGCCAAGUAUUUCAACCUGCCGCAGUGCUGUGUCGAUUCUCGUGAUCGUCACUCUGGAAUCCAGAUCAUCCAACCUCAACCGGGUUUUGGUGAACCGUUUGGGGUGUACUGCGAUCAGGACUACGAAGGUGGUGGCUGGACCGUGAUUCAGAAUCGCUUCGAUGGAUCGGUCAACUUCUACCGGGGUUGGAAGCAGUACGAGGAUGGGUUUGGCAGCAUGGAGGGCGAGUUUUGGCUGGGGUUGAAGAAGAUCCACGAGUUGACGUAUUCGAAAAAGUACGAGUUGGUGGUACUGAUGGACGAUUGGGAAGGUUACCGGGCGGUUGCAAGAUAUAGUCGAUUUUCGCUGGCAGGUCCCGAGGAGAAUUAUACGCUGAAAAGUGUUGGGAAUUACUCCGGGACGGCGGGAGAUUCGCUGAGUGUUCAGGUUGGAAUGAAGUUUUCCACCUUGGAUGUGGAUAACGACACGCAUGAAGAUGGAUCCUGUGCCGUUAUGUAUCAAGGGGCGUGGUGGUAUGCGGUGUGUCACCAAAGCAACCUUAAUGGGGCUUAUAUGAAAGGAACAGUUCCGGAUUUUGCUGUAAUGAUGUGCUGGAAGUCGUUCAAAGGAUAUUAUUAUGGGCUUAAAACCUCAAGAAUGAUGAUCAGAGCUGUCAAAUAGUUUUUACUCAGCGCAAAAUAACAUAACUGCAGUUUAUAUGGAAUUCCAAUAUGAAAUACUGUAACGGGAAUUUGAGGCAUGAGGUCCAAACUGCUAAAGUGAAAUAAACGUAUUUUACACCGACCAACAA
This is a messenger RNA of Culex quinquefasciatus (southern house mosquito), 898 nucleotides long. Its product is annotated as fibrinogen C domain-containing protein 1-like. Bases 10 to 768 code for a protein of 252 amino acids. The record is from RefSeq and is a predicted model, not a curated record. NCBI's taxonomy places the organism in Eukaryota, Metazoa, Arthropoda, Insecta, Diptera, Culicidae. The transcript is spliced from 3 exons.